ACAACAGAGCAGGGAGCGAGGCUCUCUGACAUCCGGCCAGGUCGCUGGUACCAGUUCAGAGUGGCAGCUGUCAACACCCGCGGGACCAGAGGUUUCACCACGCCCAGCAGACACAUCCACUCCAGCAGAGACCCCUCCAGUCCUCCAGCUCCCUCUGAGCUCAGAGUGGCAAACAUGAGCUUUGGCAGCAGCAGGGCAGUGUCGGCCAGGCUCCAGUGGAGCAUGCCUGCUGACCCGGACGUCCCCGUCCACCACUACAAGGUCAGCUGGAGCUGGACGGCAGUGGGACAGCCCUUCUCUUCAUCCCUGACCAAGAGGAGGAAGACAGUCAGAGAGAGGCAGGUGGACCUUGACAGCAUGCGGGCUAACAGGAGCUACAGUGUGGAGGUCCAGGCUGUGUCCUACUGGGGACAAACUCAGCUCAAAGGACCUCGGGCCGUCCUCCACUUCACCACACAACACAGCACCAGUGCUGCUCCAAGAAAGCCCGCAGGUGACAGUCUGGAUGUGGGAACACCAUUCUACCAGGACGGACAGCUCCAGGUUCAUGUCUACUGGCAGAGCAGCACAGAUCCCUCCGCUGACUUCUACAGAGUCCAGUGGGGACCGGAGUAUUGUGGACACAACAAGACGAAACCCAUGGAAAAGACAACCACGCAGGAGACCUUCGCCAACCUGCGGGGCUUGCGCUUUUCCUGUAAGUAUAAAGUCGUUCUGCAGCCAGUCAGCAAAAGGAGUCAUCCUCUGUCAGAAAGCACCAGCUUCUUCACUCCUUCGUGCGCCGCCAUCCAGGCCAGGAGUCCCAAACCCAUCACCUGUCCUGGAGAAACAGGAGUUUCCCCCCAGAAGGUCCUGGUGAAGGCAGCCAAUCUGACAGCGUCUUUUAAGGUGUGGGGCAGCAACGUGACAGCCGUCUUCAGCUGGGAUUUGUCCACAGCCCCGCCCCGCCAGCAGCUGACAGGAUACCAGGUGACCUGGGCUGAGGUCAUCCCCACCCAUCGCCACAAGACCAACAAGUUGCCUCACAGCCUCAUAUCGCAGUCCCAGAUCCUACCUCCGGAUGGUAAUGUUCUGGUGGUGCCCGGUCUGCAUGCUGCCAGUCUAUACAGACUGGAGGUCCAGGCGAUCACAGCAGAGGGGGAAGGUCCUGCAACCAGCCGAACCUUCCAGACCCCUGGACACCAAAGCACCUUGACGUCCAGACCCAAGCCGAGGAAGCACUACCACAAACAGCCAGUCAUUGAGAGGCACUGAGCCCAGAGAGCCAAUCAGCCUGCAGCAGGACUCCACAGAACAGUGAUCAAGAUGAAUUCUCAUAACAGCGAGCAACCAUUUUAUUCCCACAAUGCAAUAUCUUCCAGCGGACUGUAGCUUUUCCAUACUACAGAGACCAUCACUGACAAGACUGGAAGCUUUUACUGGCCUCUACACUUUAUUUCACA
Messenger RNA from Plectropomus leopardus (leopard coralgrouper), 1442 nucleotides. The record is from RefSeq and is a predicted model, not a curated record. NCBI's taxonomy places the organism in Eukaryota, Metazoa, Chordata, Actinopteri, Perciformes, Serranidae.